Messenger RNA from Anguilla anguilla (European eel), 4306 nucleotides. Its product is annotated as centriolar coiled-coil protein of 110 kDa. Gene Ontology annotation, molecular function: protein binding. Lineage: Eukaryota; Metazoa; Chordata; Actinopteri; Anguilliformes; Anguillidae. Gene Ontology annotation, cellular component: centriole. The coding region runs from base 381 to 2642 and encodes 753 amino acids. Gene Ontology annotation, biological process: centrosome duplication; regulation of cytokinesis; centriole replication. The record is from RefSeq and is a predicted model, not a curated record. The transcript is spliced from 13 exons.
UAAGAGUUAAUGAUCUCACAGAACUUCAGUGAGUAAGACUGUAGUACAGGGUGUACCACCAUUCAGUGGUCGUUAUUGAAUCUGCCAUAAUCCUAUUUUGUAAGAGUGUGUGUGCGUGUACAUGCGUGCGCAUUCGCGUACGUGCCUGGAUCUCUUCAGUGGUUUUGUUUUGUAAAUGCGCUGUUGCAUGGUAACUGCCUGGAGCGCACGGUGGGGUAGUUAUUGUUUACACGGCAGCAGUAGUAAGUUGUGAAAGCACGCUGUAGUCCACAGAUGAGCACACACACACACCCAACAGCGUGUCUCACUGAACGCAUAACCGGCUGACUUGAGCGUUGCAACACUGAAACCGUGUUCAGCUGUGGAGAACCAGCGAAAACAUGGAAAAGCUGAGCGUGGAUCAGCGCAGGGAGAUGACGCAGUACAGACAGAGGGCUGCGCAGCUGGAAGCAGACAGACUGCGCAGGGCUAAUCUGCUAGCCCGGGUUCAGGACAUCAUAGACAGCGCGCAGGUGCGGAAGGGGACGGGGGAGUGUGAGGGCCCCGCCUCUCCCGCCCGCAGCCCCACAAAAUCCGAGGUCAUGAACGGCUUCGCCCUGCUGCCCAACAUGUCCAGCCCGCCCUGGGGUGCGCGGGACAGGGAGGCCCGAAACGCGGACCCCCCUGCGCUGAGGCGGAGCCUGACGCUGCCCAACGGGAUGGGAGAGGGAGUGGAGGGGUGCGAGGAGGGGGAGGGGGCGGAGUGCGGGGGGCGCAGUCUGAGCCUGCAGGCCCUGCUGAGGAAGUCGCGCGCGUACCUGGAGCGGGAGCACGGCCGCCGGGGAGCCUGGGCCGGCGGGAGGGGGCGGGGCGCGCCCCCGCAGGCCGAGAGCCUCUCCGACAAGGAGAACGAGAGCAGCGGGGGCGAGCAGGGCACGGAGAGGCGGAGCCAGAGCCCCCUGACCCCGCCCACACGCCCGCCCCCCUCAGAGCCGGACCUUUCCCCCGACUCGCUGCUGGAGCGCGUCCCGCGCAGCCUGACCGGGUCCUACGCCCGGCUGCCCAGCCCCGAGCCCAGCCUCAGUCCCCGCCCACACCGCCGCAGGCCCCGCCCCUUCUCCGCCGGCAACAUCCUCAUCUCCUGCCCCAUGAGUGCCGCCGAGCUCAGUCCAGGGAAGGGCCAGGAGGGGGGCGAGCCGGGGGCCUGGGGGGCAGCGGCCCGGGACGCCGCCCCAGAGAGGAGGUCUCCGAACUGCCGCUCUCCUGCUGCCUCGCCGCCGCCCUCUGCUGUUGCCCUCCGGAACAGCGGCCAGUCUGGCGCCCGGCAGCUCCGUGGCCUGCCCGCUCCGGUCAGCACCUCCGCCCCGGGUCCCGCCGGGCCGGACCCCACCCCGCCGGGAAUCCGCCGGCGGUCCAACACGCUGGACAGCUCCGCGCGCCCCGCCCAGUCCGGACCCCCGCUGGACCGGAGCCAGGAGGGGACCCCGCGGCUCCUGGGGGGCCCGGCCCAACGAGCCACCCGCCGCCGCUCUCCGCCCGCGGCCCUCAACCAGUCCUACGACAUCGAGAGCCCUUCGCCCAUGCUGCAGCGGCCCCAUGUGACCUCAGAACCCGCCCCCGGCUUCAUCAAGCACCAAUCAGAGCUGGAGGGCUCGCACGAGGGCGGAGCCGUGCUCAGCCCCUUGCCUGUGUGGGAGCAGAACAGAGCCAGCGAGGAGGUGCAGAGGCGGGUCACGGCUCUGGAGGAGGCGCGGCGGCAGAUGGAGGAGGAGCACGCCCAGCAGCUGUCCCUGCUCAUCGCCGAGCAAGAGAAGGAGCAACAGCACCUCCGACAGGAGCUGGAGGAGAGAGACUGGGCACUCAGAGGGCAGGGCGGAGACCAGGCCUUGAGUGACAGCCUGACCACUGCUGAGCGGUCUCCUGCGCAUAGCAUCGGGUGCCUCCCUGUGUUCAGUCCUGGGGUCCCCCUCCCGGCGGCCCACUCCCCUGCCUACCGCCGGGGGCCAUCCUGGGGGGCCGGCAAACCCCGGAGCAGACUGAACCAGGUGAUGUUUCCUCCAGAGCUGCAGGGGGCGCUGUGUCGUUUGAGUGCUGUGGCACGGGGCUUCCUCACCCGCAGACUCCUCAAAACAGAGAAGCUCAAACACCUGCGCCAGACUGUACUGGACACUCGGGUAUUCAUCCAGUCAUUCCAGACUGAAGCUCUUCUGAAGAGGGGCUCCCUCUCUGCACAGGAUGUCUCUCUGCAGGAGAGGCUCAGAGUCCAGCUGAGGGCUGCCCUGUAUGAUGUGUAUGACGUGUUCUUCGUGAUGCCGCUGGGAGAGAGACUGGCUCUGCUGCAGCAGGACAGAGAGCUGCGUACUGAGAGGAAGCUCAGAGAGAUGAACAAAGGGAGGAGCCCGAGGGAGAGGGCGGUCCUUUCAGCCGCCACUCAGAGAUCACUGGACAGGAAGAAGCAGAGGGUCACUAACACACCAGGACAGGGCAAGAGGUCACAGCAGAAGCCAAAGAGCCCCCCUAUCAACAGAGUUCUGCAGCCCAACCAGGGCUUGAACGCCCCUCUCCCAGGCCAGCCUCUGAGACACGGGAGCCUGAGCAGGAAGAACCCGGAGGAACGAGUGAAGCGGGUGGACAGCCUGAAGAAGCCCAACUCGCUGGGUUAGCCCCCCCCUCUCCCCACACCACCACCCCUUACACACUUAUGACACUACCCCCACCUGCAAUCUAAUCUCAGCACACCCCCCCCCCCGACCAAUGCACCGACGCCUGCAAACCUUCAGUCCCAUGGCAACAUUUUCCAUGCCAACACCUCAGCAUUCCUUUGACCCCCCCCCCCCCCAAAAGCACCUCUACAUGCCAAGCCCGAGUGCCAAGAUUUGCAAACGUCCCACACUAAGACCCCAGAACCCCCCCCCCCCCCCCCCCCCCCACUUCCAUACCCACGUGGGCCCUGAGAGGGGGAGGUGGCGAGGGGGUUGCCAGUUCUGCUGUUCUGCUCUGGGGAACACAGCCUGCUCCGGAGGCAAUGGGGGAACAUAACCUGCUCCUCCAUUCUCCCCUCGAAUCCGCACCGUUUCCCUCCAUCUCUUUUACACUCAGCAGCAUGGUCCCCCCCUCCCUCAGGCAGAUGUGCGGUUUCAGUUCUCACGCAUUGCCAAGAUAGCGCCUGUGACACGUGGCCCAGGUGCAAAGCCUGUUAAGAGUUCACGUUUCUGCCAAACUGUGACUUCUCAGCAUGCUGUGAGAACACGGGGGGGGGGGACCUGCGUAGUUACCUGAGGGUGGGCUGUCUGUGACCCCAUUCCCCGUUUAGCACUGGACCCUCAGGAGGGAGGGCACAGCUGGGUUUGCGCCGCUGUUAUUUCAGGAACAUGGGCGAGUAGCUCCAGAGAAGAAAGACAAUCUUUCCCUCGUCUUUUUCAUUCUCCCAUCCUUUUCCAUCUCUUCUUCCUUUUUCCGCACCGGAGUAGUUCCCCAGGUCAUCACACACACGGACACGCGCACGCGACUUAAAACUCACCACCGCUGUGACAUUUUAUUCUUUUCUUCUCUCCAGAGUUAGGAAAAUCAAAUGCCCUACACCUCUCAAUUUGUGCCGGUAGUAGAAUUAGAAACAGGUUCUUUUCGUGAAAGUUUGUGUCUGUUGUGUUUUUUUUCCUCAAAGUUUCAAAGUUUUAAGGCCUUACCUCGCAGCUUUCUUUGGUGUCCGCCUUUAGCAUGUUGGUUGAGAUUCACGUAUUCUUACCUACAAGGCGAGGUAGCAGAAAGGAACACUUCAGUGCUACAUAGUAAUUACUUGAAUGUUCGUGGCCUUUCGUUUAGGAUUUCUUAAAAAGAAAUACCUCGAUUUGUGAAUAUAAGCAGGUUAUUUCAUGAAUUUGUGCAAAUGUACAACAUACAAAUUCGCGAGGUAGCAGAUUUUUAAAUGAUUCAGAAUUAAAAUGAUAUGUUCAGGACAGCUUAACAGUCUAAAGGCAGUUCCAGUCCUGGUUAUUGCCUUUUCGCCCGUGCUGCAGUCGUAUGUUAUUAAAGCACACUAUCGCCACCUGCUGGUGGCCUCAGUUUAUGCAGCUUCCCUCGCUAGUGUCUCAAACUGACUUGUCACCGCAGUUUCCAGCGGAAGCCAAUGUCUCGCCAAUCUUGCCAUAGCACUCUGUGCAGCAGUGUCACGAAGGGAAUUACAACAUUUAGUUUUUCCCUUGCAUUUUUUUAAAAUAUGCGUUUUGACUGCAUUCAGAUUUUCUGGCUCAGUGUAUUUAUUUAUUCCUGUUUGUAAGAAUGUUAUGUUGACAAUUCAAAGGUAAUAAAAUGAAAACUUUUUGCUGAA